AUGGCUACAACCUGCGUUCCCGCUGAUCACUGCGGUACGCUCGUUCCUGGAUGGCUGGCGGGUAACCAUCCAAGUGUAGACGAAGGUUUAGUAGUACGAUCAGUAUGUCUCUCCAAGUCGCAAGUUUGUUGCAUGACGUCUGUGAGUGUACUUGUGAGGAACUGCAGCGGCUUCUUUGUUUACAAACUGGACGUGAAUGCAAGUUUAAGCUUUACUUUUCGAGUGUGUGGAGCUGGUAUUGAAGGUAGUGUAAUAUUCUCUGAACUCCUUUCAUCGAUCGCAUUUGUAGACGAAAACCCUCAGAGAUCACAAUGUAAAUGCCUCCUCCAUCGUCUGCCAUCCACUUUCAAAACAUAACCACGAUAUUAAAGACACUUUGUUUUUGCCUUUUUAUUCAAAUAAAAGUUAUUGGCAGUUGUUUGAGAUGUAAAAUGAAUGCUUUAUCGAGAGGAGGAGGUUUCAUCCAUUUUGCGUCCCUCAGGGGAGGCAUGGGUGUUAGUUAACUUGAUAUCCCACCUUUUAACCUAAAGGUUUGCUGAUACUGACUUCAAUUCAUAAAAUCUGGACAAAUUUUCUCAGAGAGCCUUUUUUUUAUUUCAGGAUCAUUGCCGCCUAAGCAAGUAGCAAUCAAGAAUAAGUUAGGUAAUAUAAGAAAGGCAGUUUAAAGUCUUUAAAAAUGAUAAUGAAUUGAUUGAUUGUUUAACUCUGAGUGAAAGUUCAACUUGAACACAGACACUAGUAUUCUAUUUGAUAACUGCAGCUUUUUCCACGCCUCCUCUUCAACAAAAUUUUGUAAGACAGAUUAGAAGCGUUCCCAAAUUCUACGCCAUCGUUACAAACUUUAAUGCUUUCAUGGAUGUCAAGAUGAACAUGCGAUAUGAAAAAGAGUUACCCUUUUAAAGAGUUAUCCGCCUUACCUUUAUAAAGUUAUUUCAGAUUUAAUCUCAUUUACGAUGAUUGUUUACUUCGUUAAACCAAGCAACACGAGGUUCAGUCUUUAAACAGAAACGUGUUAGCAAAAAUUGUGCCGAAACUUUUGAAGCUUGGUCAUUGUAAUUAAAAGAAUGAUCGACUCUACGUUUCAAAUGAACAAAAGAAUUUCAUAUCGUCCAUUGUUAUUGUUUGUUUUGAUAACUGUUUGUUUGUUUGUUUGUUUGUUUCAUUGUUAUUAGGCGAUGAAUGCACCGACUACAACACACUCAGCGCACGUGAUAGAGCCGCGGACUAUUUCAGUUACAACACUUUGAAGUGUGACGCCUACCUACCUAGUGGCUGGUACAGGCUGACUGGCCGCGCAGGGACUGUUAUGCCGACACAUUGCGUGCCCAGAAUGCAUUGUGGUACUCUGUCACCUGGUUGGUUGAAUGGCAAACAUCCAACUGUGGAGGAGGGUGUGGUGCAGCGUAUGGUUUGUUUUACAAAGGAUACCAAUUGUUGUCACUGGUAUAGUUUGGUGUUAGUGAAAAACUGCAGUGGUUUUAUGGUGUACAAAUUUGGACCCUUUCCUACAAGUGUAGACUCCUGCAGCUUGCGAUACUGUGGAGGUGGAGAAGCCGGAGAAGCUGGUAAGUGACACAUAAACCAGUUAUGAACUGAUCAUUAUUUAUCGGCCGGGGGGUGGGGGGAAGAAGUACGAUGAAUUUGGUUGUGAUCCCCCUAAGGCUCUAUAAUAUUGUUAUGGUCCCCCUUUCAUGGGAAGUUGAUUGGCAAUCAAUUUUCUUUGGUACCUCCCUCUUUAUAAUAUAUAGGGGUUGACUGAUUUCCCUUUAACUCCUCCUAAAAGCCAUGUGUUCCCGCCCCCCAAAUCCAAAUCCUCCUUAUCUCGUCCUCCCAGAUGAUAAAUCAUGGAUUUUUCCUGUAAAAGAAACAACCGAAUAGAUAAAACUGCGGAAACCAGAUUCCACAUGGCUGAAUACUUCCAUUCCAUCGUUGUUAGAAGACUUUGAUCCCAAUAAAAUGAGGUAGUUUUAGUUUUGAAGCCAUUAGUAGCUGCAAAUGGCAUAACCGUGGGUAGUGCGCAAAGAAAGGCCGACCCGAGACCCGAGACUGCCUACAUCGAGAAUUUUAUGCGUGGUAAUCUACUUGGUCGCCCAUUUUUCUGAAUUUCUAUUAGGUUGCAGAGACAAAGAAGGAAACAGUUAUGACGUAUGGCAGAGUUGGAACCCAAAUCCUUUGUUCAAAUGUACAUGUACACCCAAUCUAAAAGUCGAGUGCCAAAAAACUGAAAGUGGAUGCUGGGAUUCCCAUGGAAACGCUUUUGUGGAUGGACAUGAGUGGCUUAGCAACAACAUGACUAAGUGUACCUGUAGCAAUGGAAAGAUAACCUGUACCAAGCUCUCUCGGCCAGCCUGCACCGAUGAGAAAGGCAUGGUGCGGGAACAUGGUACCCACUGGUUUUCCGGAGUCUGUUUCAAUUGCUCAUGCGUGGAUGGUUUGAUCAGUUGUGAAAAGUAUCACGUGACUAUCAAGUAUGGGUUAUUCCAAGUUGAGACAGUUGGAAGAUGUAUGCCGUGUCAUCAGCCAAGUGACGAUAUUUUACCAACAGGGGAUGGGACAGUCGCUGCUUGCCAGGGUGGGUGUCAAUAAUAAAUGAGGUGUCGUCGUUUAAUCACUGCAAUGAUGAAAUAUGAUUGUUUGUUAUUUAUCAUGAAGUUACUCUCGAUCUGAAUCACAGGUUUAUAUUGAUUUUGCUUUAUUGCAACCCCCCUCGUAACAUAAAACAAAAUCGCGCCCACCUUAAUCAGUUGAAGGAUGUGGAGCGAAAUCGAAGAGAUGGUAAGAGGCGAACAUGUAAUGGUGAGAAAUCAUCCGUUAUCGAUUUAAAUAUCGAAAAUGACUACUUUCCGGCCAAGUUGAGCCAAGUGUUUUUUCACAUUUACUUCCCCUACCAGUAGAGAGAGCGACUCGUUUUGAUCAACCAACGAAUAACAUUUACACAGUGCAAUUUUCCAUGUUAAAAGCUUCUCUUUCCAGUUUUCUUUCAGCUAAAGGCUUUAAAUGAGGUAUUUGGUUGUUCCAGUGGGGACUUCGUAAGGAAAGAACACGUGUGUAAUGGAGUCGUCGAGUGUCCGGAUGCUUCUGAUGAGGCGCAGUGCCAGAAUGGUGAGUUAAUUAAUUCGGCUUUUUCAAGUAACUGAGUUUUCACUAAUCUAACCACACCCUAUAUCACUCCUCCCUACCUCCCCAUUUCCCCCUUUCCUCUUUCCCUCCUUCCCCAUCGCUCAAACGAAAAAGAGAGGAAUAAAAACCAUCGGAGACAAACUUAAUUAAAAAUAAAUACUGAUGAUUCUGUUCCAUGUUGAUGUUUCAGUUAUUUGUCGCGAUGAGAAAGGGCAGAUUCUAAUUCUAAAAGAUGUUUGGAAGGUAAAUUUUUAUACUUAUGGCAAACCUUGUAAAAAUUCCACCCUUAGAAUAACUAAAGCAUUACACUGAUUUAUCAUUUGGAAAGCUUAGCGUUUAUUUUUUUUGGAAUGUCAGCUCGAAUAACAUUUGAAGAAUUCAUUGUUAACAUCACUCCAGGUGUCCGACUGUCUCAGCUGCGAGUGUAUAGAGGGUCGUCUGAAAUGCAAGAGGACACUUAAAGUCAACUUCCCUGGUAAACAUUUUGCAUACGUACCUUUUACUGAGUCCUGUGAACAACCAGGGUGUAACGCUGCAAAGUUUAUUAAAGCCAGGAGAGAAUCUUGUGAAGGUACACGUAAGGUUAAAGAGUUAAACUUAAUUUAAGCCGAGCUUCCUUAGAGAUCACUUUAACCAAAUUAGCAUACACCAUCAGGAUUCGCUUAAAAGAUCUAUACUUAUCAAAAAAGGCUACUAAAUGUUGACCCGGGCGGAAAUUGAAAUCAACGCAAAAACCAUCCACAACUAUUUGGAAACCUUAGGAACUAGUCAUUAUUCAUCAGCCAGAGAGAAGGGUGAGAGGUUUUGGUUGGGUAACAAUAAAAUUUAAAGGAUUCCCCUCUAAGGCCCGGAAGUACUCCGCGAUAAAAAUUAAUGAGGACUGAUCCAAACAUAUAUUUAUUUCAAAACGUGUGGUAUCAGCCAGGAAAUUCAAAUCGAAAUUAAAAAUUUUAGUAUAAGAAUAUUUAACGAUUAGCAUAUAUUCCUGACCAAGGAGACAUUGGUCAAAAUAAACAGUCUCCGAUCAUAUUUUCAAACAACUGACAUUGCUUUGUUUUGCUUGAUUUUUUUUCAUUACUUUAUUUUUACUCGAGGAAACUGUUUAAAACCGGCCAUUCUCAAUUCUAUUCUCUUAAAAUUAACAACACAGAGCAAUUAAACUUACCGUAUUCUACCACUCUUUAUAAUUUAGAUCAACCCCGUUACCUCUGACAUUGUCAUUUUUUCAUAUCCGUAUAAUAAAUAUUUCUUUACUCAGCAAUUGAAACCGUCGAAGGUGGCCACAUUUUGUCACGAGGAGACAACUGGGACUACCAAGGGUGUCAAUUCCUCUUUGUAGGACACAAGCAGACCACAGGGUGCCCACAAAUGUCUUUAUCAACCUGUUAUAUCUACAAUGGAGCAGUCUGUUGUGCUGAGAAAUGCCCAGGUAAAAUAUCGUAGACGUUGAACUGAUAUGAAUGGCCAAUUGCGAAUGAGAACAACGGUUCCGUUUGGAAAGAAAACGAUGUUAAGCACUUUUCAUAUUGAGAAGGUCAUUAAUGAUAAUAAGGAGUUAUUUACAAGGCAUUUGCUUUGUAAUCACCUCAUUUUUAAACCUAAGCGAACUUAAUGGACCAUAACAAUAACAACAAUAAUAAUAAUAAUAAUAAUAAUAAUAGAACAUUCCACAAGGUGGCUUGUCCUCUCCACUGUUUCCAGGUCGAAUUGGAAUCAGGAAUGUCAGUUUUAGUCGAGGGAGAAAACCCUUGGAGCAAAGACGGGAAUCGAACCCGAGCCACGGUGGUGGGAGGCGAGCGCUCUCACCUCUACACUAUUCCCACUCCCCGCUCUCCCUUCUUUAAUCCAAAUGAAUUAACAACACUUUUAUGAUCUUUUUGGAACGAUUAUCUGCCAGUUUUCGGAAAACGAAAACGAAAAUUAUGACAACAGCCAAUUGGAAUCCAGGUGAACAUCAGCAUUAGCCAAUAAGAAUGCAAAGUAAUAAUUGACAAGAUGCUAUAAGCGUCGUGUGAUUGAUACGAGUGAUUGACUGUUUUGUAUUUGACUUGUACAUGCGGUGUGCGAGUUUUCCAGACCUAUCACAAAGUGUUUAGUGUAUUUAAGCAAAACCAUAGCAAUUAAGAAUUUGCAUUCAGCAUUUAAUUGAAAAAUUGCUCUCAAUUUCACACUGAAGGCGCGUUUUGUAAUUCAUAGCACUUCCACAACUUGCAAGUCAGGUGCGCUGGGGUAUGAAGAUGUGUCCAGGAGGACUUCAGUUGAUAGCCAGUGAUGAUCAGUGUGACAUUAUCGACCCGAGUUGCCUGCCGGGAAACGGCGCCUGUAAAACGGGUAAGUUUGAUUGAUUAGAGCGACUUCUAAGAGGCUUCGAUAUGGCUGGUCCAUCUUAAAAAAAUCUAGUUCUCAUUUUCAAGCUGUUUUAAUCUUCUCCAUUCUCAGCAGAUGUUCUUUAUUUUAGGUUAUUACUACUUUCUUUGUUGCUCGACUACCCUAGCAAGCGGUAGUUAAAUAAAAGUUAUUUUACACAUAAUUUGAGGUUGGUCUUUAUGACGUUUGAGAUCAAUAAAAAUACCGAGACAAAGGUCAUUGACGGAUCGUUGAAUGCAGAUUAAAGAAGGCAAGGUAUAUCGCCGAACAACUGCCGUAGUGACGUCCAAAUUUAUCUUUCACUAGUUUGUAUCGAACUGACUUAGGCUGUAUCGAAACGACUUAAUUUCUACGUGUUUUGAAUCGACUUUGUCGAUGUAUUGAAUCGAUCUCUAUCGAAUCGAAUUUUAUCGAGACAACCGGACCCCUUCUCUUUUAUAACCUAGUCACAUUCCCUUAUCGAGAAUGGACGUGUAACAUAAAGUUUGUGAGCUCUCUUGGAGCAAAUGUCCUAAUUAUUAAACGAAAAAGUUUGUGCAACUUUGCAAUAAAACCAAUGUAUUGACGUCAGCGACAGUUAAGAGAGAAUAAGUUAAUGAGACUAGUUAUCACUUUUAAGUUAUAUUAAUAUUUAGACUUAGGUAUCUGGUCUUCCGAGACCAAUGUACAUUACUUAGUGUGUUGCUUGACGUAUCACUGAAGAACGCAUAGAAGCCGUGUGGGAUCAUGGGAUGUGCACGUGAGCAGAAUUAACAACAUUGAAUUCACUAUUUUUAGAUCCGCCUGGAUCUCCAAGGGAAGUGUGCCAAAAAAUAGCCUUGGGGGAAGUACUGUAAGAUUAAACACCACAUGAAGAGAGAUGGAGGGGAAGGUUCCUUCUCUAAAUUCACUUAUUUCCUGUCAAAGCAGAUUUUUUCAGUCCCUAUCUGCUGACGAUUUGUUUCUCAGAUGCCUUGUGUCAGGACGAGGAUGCAAAUACAUAUAUCAAUGGAAGCACCUGGUCUAUUGGUGACUGCAUCGACUGCUACUGUGACAAUGGCGUUAUCUCGUGUUCUAAAACGCUGUCGGUCAUUACAUCCAAUGAAGAAAACACAGAGCGCUGCAGUCAACCGGAUUGUAACGUAGCGGCGUUUUUGAAAGCAAAUAGAGGAAUCUGUAAAGGCAAGUGAUUCUGACGGCAAAGCCAAAUACCUGCGUAAAAAUGGGGAACGAGGAUUUUUCAAAGAGCUCUCAUCCUGUAAUCACAAGAGCUGCAAUUAUUCUAGCUAAUUUUCUCUCCGAAUUAUCAUGUAUUUUGUACUUAAAAGCUUGUUUACCACCAUAACUCAUAAGAAAAUGACCACACUAAAUUUAAGUUAUCCCUUCCCGUGUAAAUGAUUUUCCUGCUUUAUGUUAGUUUGCAUUUGGAGGAACCAAACCCAUCCGGAAGGCCACCGCUGGAAAGAGAAUGGAGUUGACUUCUUUUGCAGCUCAGAGAUGCAGAGAGUGAGGUCUGGAUGCUACUUGGAAGCUGGUCGCGUGCGAUGUACAGGGGCUUUUAUAGGUUUGUUCCAUGAGCCACUAACUAUCGAGACACCCAUCGUGUCAUAGGGACUUUAAGGACAUACAUUUCUUGCCCAGUAAAACAUGCUCCUUCAAUUUACUUUUGUUUACGUCCCCGCUGAGAUCUGCGGACGUCAAAAAAUAAUUAUUCCGCUAUGCCUCAGACAAAAGACUGUUCCGAAAUUCUUGAGGCUGUUUGUGUUUCUACAUUUUUCAGGAAUACGAAACUUAUCACUCAUAUCUGAUGAAAGACUGUACCUCUGUAAGAGCGGAGAUGAGAUAAGAUCACUUAACGACAGAUGUGAUCAGAAAUCAGACUGCAGCGACGAGUCUGACGAGAGAGAUUGCGUUCAGUGUAAGUAUAAAUAGCAAUGACUGAGACCUGGGAACUAGUCAUCAUUUUCGUCUGGGGAAAGGGGUUCGGAGGAUAAUGUAGGAUCGCGUAGUUUUCUGAGGGAACGGAAGGAGAGAUCAGUUGCCGCUAAUAGAAUAUUGCAAAUAAAAAUGGGGAUUGUAGUAAAAUUGACUGCCAAUGAACUGCUGAUGGGAGGGGAUCAUAAGAAUAUUAAAGAGCCUUCUGGGGGAUCAGGUAAGUUUUAACGUGACGUUACAAAAUCUUCAUACCCCCCUCCCCCCUCCCACCGCAAUUUGAGCCGUAACGCGCAAAAAAGCCUUCUUCAAAAUGAUAAAGACUAAGAAGUACUACUUUUGCGAGACAGAAAGAGAUAAAAAUGAACAAAGAAGCGAAAAGAAACGACGAAGGUUGAGGAUGGAAAGGAAUGACCAUAUAUUGCUAAAAAGGAAAUUGAAAAGCUCUUCCAAGUUGUUUGCUAAAAGCCAUAUGCGCAAAUCAGGUUAUACUUCCUAUACCCCAUGAAAAAGGAAAGGAACUAAUCUGAGCAAAAAUUAAAACGGACCAUGGUCUUGAAGCAUAGAGAACAAGUAAAAAAAAAACCAAAAAAAGGUAUGUGAUGUCAGUAACAAGAAACAGACUGUUAGGUCAUAUAAAGGGAAGAGCGCGGAAGAUCGCCAAACUAGCCUUUGAUCGCAGUAAACUUUCAACUAAUGUCGAGCGCAAACCUUUAUUUUUAGGGACUGGUCAUCAUUGAUCACCCUAGUUGGGGAGAUGGUGGUGUUGGAUAAUUUUUGUUGUGUUACGAUAAAGUUUAAUUGAUACCCCAUAAGUCCCUAGCAUUCUCAUGACCCCCACCUGGAACCCUCCCCCUCCCCCUCCCCCCCCCGAAAUCCUUCGACCCUCCUUUCCAGGCGAAAAAUAAUGACUGGUGUUUGAUCUUCCUCGUAUAAUGGUGCUGAAUAACAUCCUAUUCUGCAAUUUGAAGAUGUUGAUUAUAGAAGGGAAAAAAGGCACUCAUGCCUUUCCAAGAAUAUUUUGUGUGAAAGCUGUUGUAAAAGGAACUUCGAAACAAUUAUUUCAGAUUUCUGUCCAUUUGGCACGAAGUUCAAUAUGUACUGGGAAAGAACUGCGCUGAGUGAGAUUGUUGCAAGGAACUGUUCAGAGGUGGAUCCAGAAUUAGGAGGUAGGAAAAAUUUUUUGAUACUCUUCGUCGAAAAAUUGUUAUUUUGUGAUAGAUACUCAACACAACUUUUAUUCACUUCACGGGUUUAUUUAGAACCAACAUCAUGACCAGCUCCCAGUUGGCUUGUUAGCUCAGUUGGUAGAGCGCUGCACCGGUAUCGCAGAGGUCAUGGGUUCAAAUCCCGUACAGGCGUGAAUUUUUUUCAGGCCUUAUUUUCACUACUGCCUAAGUAGUUCACAUUACUGCGAGGAUCACUUUCAUUCAACAACUUUUAUUCCCAAGAUCUGAUUGUCAAUUCUCCCCUUAAGUUUCCACGCGUUACCUUGUGAAUAAGCUAUAAGAAUUUGGUGUGAGAUGAAGGCAACAUUUACCAUCUGUUAAGUUUGAGUAUUUUCAUUAGCUGUUCUCUGGGUAGUGUACGCAUAUUACAGUUAGAAGUUACAUCUUAAGUUACAUCUUAAUCACUUCUGGGAUUACAAGGGUUAUAAGGAAACAAUAUAACUCCUAGAAGUCAAAAGUAGUGCCCAGUUGUACGUAGAAAACAGUUUCCUGCUUUGGUGCACUUCACAUGGCAUUUUUUUUCUCCGAUAAAGGAGUAUGAUCACUUGGGUGAGGAGAGCACGUCCUGAAAAGUCAGUAACAUUGACCGAAGCUUCAACGAAUUUAUCGUAAAAAGGAAGUGAAUUUACUUUGACUAUCAUUUCAUUUAUCGAAAUCUCAGUCAUGCGCCUCGGCCAGUGACAGUAAAUGUCUUUCCUCACCAGGUUCAGGCUGUGUUCAGUGCUUGUGGUAACUUUUCUACUAUAUCCUUUCAUUUUGUAAACCCGAUACAAAAUUGAAUUAGAUCUAGGGAGCUUGCUGUAAGCCUCAUGCAUUCGUGCAGACUUACAGCAUUUGCUGUUGGUGGUACUUGUCAUUUAAUAAGACUUUGAAUCACCACCAUUAGAGUGUUAAGAUAUGAUUAAUAUUGUUUGUGCCUCAGCAACGUGCUUUUCAUUUGUUUAUUUUUAUUGGACCACAGGAAAUUUCACGAACCGUUGUUCUUCACGAAAUGGUCAUAUGACAGCGUGGAGUUUCAAAGAAAGCUGUUUUUGCGGAAAAAAAUCUCUUCGUCAAGAAUUCAGGCAUGAAGUAUGUAGUAGCUUGAUUCCGAUGUAUUCUAAUCCUUAUAUAGGUUAAUAGGUUGUAUUCUAAUCCGCGGCUGUUUGAAACGCGAUACAUGACUCAAUUGGAAUAGCAAUUAAUAAAAAUCAUGUUUGUCUUAAAGUUCAUCGGGUAAACAACUGAUUUUAAUGGAACUAAUAUAAGGCUUCUUUCCAUUCACUUUCAGCUAUCCAUAAUGAAUCUAACAAACAUUUUGGAACUAACAAGAGCAUUUGUGAACAAAGCCACUAACUUUACAAACAAAGAACUAUUCUUUAAUUAUCUGAGUCUUUGGUUUAAAAGUGGAGCUCUCCUACUAAAUCCAGUCAACCAUUCCAACGAUAUGGUGACGCUCAAUUUCUCACAGGUACGAGUUUCAGCCUUAAUCAUUACCAUUACAAUUUGCUCAAAUGUGAUUGGUGCAUCAGCUGUUUUAAAUUUCACUAAUCGCUCUGUACAGUUGUAAUCGGACAGUUGGCUGUAAUCGGACAUUUGAAGCAGCCAAUCAUGCUAAGUCCACUCAGCUAAAUCCACCAAUCACAGAAUUGAUCGCAAUAACUAUAGUAACAACCACUUACCCUGAAAAGAAAACUGGGUAAUUUCCAAUUUUUUUCCUUUAGACAUCGUCCCUACUGGAAAUGUUUGUCCUAAAUGAAUUUUUUUUUCCGAAAUUGUAAUGGUUAUGAUUAAUUAAUUGGUAACUGGACUUUGUGUCGUCCAAUUCUGUUUGCAAUCAUACUCGUGAUUGACAAAUCGGACUCCCGCCUCGUCCGAUUUUGUUAAUCACUCGUACGACUACAGACCGAAUUGGACUCGCCCACGAGAAUGGUUUCGGUCCGAUUAUUACGGAUUAUUUAUUACUAAAUGACAGAUUAUGCAUUCUUUGUCAGUUUGACAAAACGUCUCUGCAGUAUUUUGCGCGAAUUACCUUAACAACAUACGUUUCAACAGUGACUUGUUCGUUUCAAAAUUUCCUACUAUUUUAACGAAGAACACAGGAUUUUUUUUUUAUUAAAUCAAAUGAAGGUCUUCCUUAGAGGCUUGAUUUAUCUACACAAGUUAUCAAAGAAUUAAAUAAACCUCUAAUGGACCAGUCGCGUUUAAUCACCUUGGGGCGAGGGGACGGAAGAAUUUGGGAAUGUAAUUCUUUUCAGGGGGAACGGGGAGGGUGAGAAAUUAGUCGUCGCUAACAGAGUAUGUUAGGGAGGACCAUAAAAGAUUGACUGCCAGUGUGAGAGGGGGUGGGGUCAUUAGCAAUACUACAGAGCCUGGGAAUCAUAUUGUGACAUAAAAUCCUGUCCCACCCCGACGAUAAAUAAUGACCGUUCCCUUACUGGAUUUCAAAAUGCAGAUCCAGAGGGUAGCCUUUUUCAGUGAUUGUCCAGGGGUUCAUUUUCUAAUUGACCUCUUAUAGGAUUGCGAAUUAUGAGCCUUUCAUAUAUAUAUUUUCUAUCCCUUAAGGCCAUAUUCCAAACAACUCAAACCGAAAACGUUUUCAAGCCUCACUCAGACUCCUUUUGUCCUAAAGAAGUGGUAAGCAUGCAUGAAACAUACUGUAGAAUAAGAAAACGCAAAGCUAAAACAUGCAUGCAAAUAAACAAGUAACAUAAUAAACAACAUUUGAUAAGACUUCUGUCAUCCAAAGGCCUUGUUCAUAAUUAUUGUAACAAAAUUAACCAACUUUUAUCAUAUCUAUAAGUCAGUGCAUGCGCUAUGAUUGGGUGAUUUAACGGGUCGUGUUUCACUGUACAACCCUUUUAAUUCAAAAGUUUGUUUAAAUUGAAAUCUUGCACCUCUACUUGAAUUCAGAGAUAAUAUAGAAAUCUUGGCUAACCUCGUUUUCUCGGUCCGCACUGCAAGCUACGAAACCCCGUUUUUCUUCUCGGAUUAAUAAACAGGAGCGGAAAAAAAACUCUGUCUGUAACUUAUACUACCGACCUCGAACUCGGUUAGGAUGAUGAGGUAAGUGUGGCACACACCUUUAAAGGUGCUACGCUACAUCACCGUUUUUUUAAAGGGUUUUUUACCGACGUAGACGAGCACCAAAGCUAGAUGGCUUCAACCAAUUCGAAUUAAUCGCCAAAGACGAAAAUUCACAUGGUGACAAAUGUGAUAAUGAUAAUGAAGAUGAUCAGAUCAAUUUCAUUUGUUCCGGAUUAUGAGAAUAAAUGCAGGACAAAUGGGAGUGGGAAUGAAUAAUGAAAUGGGAAUAAGGAAAUAGGAAUUUAGCAAGGACAUUCCACUGGAUGGCUCUUCUCUACUGUUUUGAAAUGUUGUUUUUUUGAAGCCAGGAAAACUGGAGGAAAACCCUCGGAGCAAGGACGAGAACCGACCUUGAUUAACUCAACCCACAUGUGAAGCCAGAAUCGAACCCAUAUAUGGGUGGGCGGGGAGCGCUCUCAUCACUGCACCAUCCCUGCUUCUUCAAACUGGAGUGGAAAAAUUUCUAUCUAUGCAAAAAAUUGUACGGAAACUUUGCCAUGAACGUGAGUUUCUAUGGAUGGCGAACUUGUUUAAGUCACUAAAUUGUUACUGUCUUUGUUGUUUUCGCAGACGUACUCGCAGCGCUGGUCAUUAAUACAAGAUAUCAAGGAAUUUAUUUGCGGGGCCUCAAAUCUGACGCAUACCUUUCGGUUUUGUUUCACUCUAAGAUCGUUGAAAUAGUAAGUAAAGCAAAUAAAUUCUAGUUUAAACUAGACUGAAAAUACGUAUAGCAAUGAUCCUGGCAGGUGUACGGCAAUUAAAAUCCCAAAGAUUUACUUGCAGGUCUUCCUUUCUUUUUCUUUUCAUCAAAUAGAAGAUCUGCGGUGCUCAAAUUGUAUAAGUCAUGGUACGAAACACUUUUCUUUGCAGAUAGAGCCGUGAUCGCCGCCAUAUUGAAUUCUCUUGAUAUUCUAUUGUUCCGGAGUGUAAUACGAUAUAUCGCUGAUAAUUGUUAGCGGGCUCGAAAUGUCCUUGAUUUCUGGCGAUGAAUUAUAAAGAAUGGACUCAUUCCUUAUUCAUUCCAUGUUUUCAUGGCAUCUGUUCUCGCAUACUUCUGUAUAUCCUAUAGUGUAACUAUAUCCUAUAGUCCGCUAUCCAUUGGAGAAAGCAACAUGGGCCCAGGUCCUCCUGGUGUAACUAUCUUUUGGAUGCGACCGGUUUUUAAUCUGAGGAUUGAUCCAAACCAGCUGUCCUCAGGAAGUGAUACUGUCAGCUCCCUUUCACUUCCUCCGAGAAACAUCACUGGCGAGGCAAGUAAUACACCAAAGAAAAGAGGCCCCCGCGAAUUCUAACGUGCAAGGGAAACUGAUAGUGUCUGAAAAAAUCCUUUUGAGGGAAAUGACCUCAAGGUCACAUUUCAGUUGGGAUCUUUUUGUUUAUUUUCUCAAUCCCAGGGGUAUCGACCACAAAGAAAGUUUUCACUUCAACAUGCCCCUAUUUUUAAUAAUAAUAAUAUAUGUAUUGAUAGGAACCAUGGGAUAUCAUUUGAUCAGUUUCAUACUCAACUCUAAAGCUUAUAAAACCCACUCUAAUUUUCUUUAAAAUGACCUUUUUUACGAGAGCAUAUCCAUCUUAUAAAGCGAAAUUUAAGGUGGAAAGCUUUGAUUCAAAGAACACCUCCUGUUUUUUCUCUCACUAGAUGAAUUUCAGUCGCGUCCUUGUUCCUCUUCGACGUUUCAACUGUACUUGGAUUGAAUAUGAUGUAAGUCAAAUAACUUGAAUUAUAAAUAGUAAAGAGUCAGAUGGUUGGUGCUGAGGGGGGAGGGGUAGUAUACGACUUUCAUUCUUUUCUGCAGCAAAUUAGUGGCCAGUUGUCAAUGUUACAGAAACUUUCCUUGGUUAAAUCAGUCAAAUUUCUUUUUCAGGUAAAUGGAACGUUAAAAAUCACAGCCAGGGAAGUUAGAGAUGGGGAAAAAGAGAGGAAAGCUGUGGCUAAAACUCACCUGGAUCUCGUUCUCAGCAGCAUUUCUACAGUGGUUGUUAUAAUUUGCUUAAUACUGCUUUCCUGCCUAAGGUGCUCAGUCAAUUUGAUACUCAGAAGUGUGACUAAUAUGCCCAUCAAUUCGAAGUUUCAGCAUCCCCCUGGCACCUUACUGGCUUUUUAAUGUCGUCCGUGGCCGGGGGAGGGGAAUUUGAACCUUGCUUGGGAUGGGGUGGGGCAUUUGAACGGCAAGUGCCAAGUCUUAUUAACGUAAUACACGUCUUUCAAAGGAGGAUUUUCAAGGUAAAGAGCCUGCUUUCGUGAGCUUUUUCGAGCACAAGUUUGGCUCGGGGGGGGGGAGGGGGAUUUGAAGACGCUAAUCUUCAAAAGUUCAAAUGCCCGGAGGGGAUAUUGAAGCUUCGAAUUGAUCGAUGCAUAACACAGUAGUCGGACUGCCUGACUAACGACUUACUGGUGCACUGCCUUACUGGCGGACUGACUGUCCGGACUGACGAUUGACGGGCUGAAUGACUCAGCCAUCAACUAUCUGACUAACUAAUUGACUGACCGGCUGGCUGGCCGUCUGACUGAUUGACCAACUGUCGGACCGACCGACCGACCGACCGACUGACUGACUGACCAACUGACUGACUGACUGAUGGACUGACUGCCGUCUGACUGGCGGAAUGGCUGACUGACUAACUUACCGACUGAAGGACUAACUUGGUCGCUUACUGCCGUACGUACAAACGUGGACUGACUUCCGACUGAUAUACCAGUAGUUUUUAUGUAUAUAUAUAACCAGCUGAACUUUACUCUGCAACUGAAUUACUAACACAAACAUGAAUUGAAGAUGAAGUACCGACUAUAAAGCUAACGGAGUGACCUCUUUUCUAACACAGGAUAAGAAACUCCGAGAGAAUAUUUGUUCAUAAAAACCUUUUAAUAUCCAUAUGCCUGGUUUACAAACUGAUGAUCUUGGACUCGUAUAUUUUUACAAACAGGAAGCAGACACCGGUGAGUUUAACUGAUCCUGAUUCUUAUUAGUUCUGAUAACACUUAAAAAAAAUCCCGGUAUAAGAAAUGUACGUAAUGGCACGAGCAGGGUCGGGAAAAGUCGCACAGCCCAGCGUAUGUCCCCGCGAGAUGUGAGGAUGAAAAUAUGUAAGAAGAAAGGAAGAACGAGAAAGACGGCAGUCUUACGCUUAAACGUGUAUCGACUGGCAAGGUCAGGUCAGACGGGAAAAUAUUUGGCUCUGCGGGUCAUGCCGUGUGGACCAAGCGCAGCGAAGUCCGUAAGUUGUCACCAUGAGCCAAAUAUUUCCCGUCCGGCCUUCUCGCUCAGACAAUAAGAACACACUGUUUCCUUAAUAGCUUGUAGCAAAUCUUGCAGGAGCCCAUACUCCUUGAUUUAUUUGAAUUUUUUUCAGCUUGAAAAACCAGAGUAACAUGGCUGUUUGAUUUUAAGUACCUAUACAUUCCUUUCUUUUUUUUUUCUUUAUGAUAUUGUAGAAAUUAUGUUCAGCUAUGGCUGUCCUCCAACAUAUAACACACACCGCUAUUUUCACGUGGAUGUUGGUUGAAGGAAUUCAUCUUUACAUCAAGCUGGUGAAAGUUUUUUCAGUCCACAAGCUCUACAUCACAUACAUUGUCAUCGGGUGGGGUAAGGCUCUGUUUACAGCUUUUAUCAUCUCUCUCAUUCAGUACAUGCACUAUGAUUGUUCAGCCCAACGGAACCUAGCGGUCCAUCAAUCAUUGUACCGCCCUCUAAACUCAAAAUGUUGUUUGAGUUUAAAUCUUCCCCCUCUUUUUAAUCCCAGAGUUUUAGUAACUAUCUUACUAACCUCGUUUUCUCGGUCUUUACCGUAAGUGAUAGAAGCUGUUUCAUUUUGUUUUCGCUCCAAUCUAUAGCCCGUUUUUUUAGCGCUUGGGCCAAAAGUCCGAGUGGAAAGAACUCGGUUCAUAACUUGCAGUAAAGACCGUGAGAACGAGGCUACUAAGAGGAAUAUAACUUAGAUGCUAUACCUCAGUCUUACCUUAUAUAAUGUAGUGUGUUGUGUUAUCAUGGUUUUUCUCUUUUUAUGGUGUUUGACGCGACAUUAAGUGCGGUGUGUCCACAUAUAGUAGUUCUGCAACAUUACUGCCGUUUGACAUGUGGAUCAUAACCGGAAGGAAUCUUUUGUUUAAAAUCAGAUUAACCCAUAACCGGGGGUACUUUAAUCUGGGAUUUCACAGUAUACUAACCUCCUUUGACCACAGGUCUACCAGUUGUUAUUGUGGGUCUAAUAGCAGCCAUCAGACCUGUGACAUAUGAUAUGAGCAAGACAUACUACAAGGACGUCAUGUGUAGAUCACUGACACUUUCAGCGGAGAUUAUACGUGACAGGUUGGUAUAACUCUACAACUUCCUCGAUUAGGACCAUUAACUCUUUCUUUUAACUGCUACGCCUUUUCUUUUAAGAGGCCCAUGUGCUUGAUUUAUAAUGUUUUGAAUGUCUGUUUCUUUAAUUUUUUCGGAUCGUAAAGGUUUGGUUCACAAACUUUUCUAUAUCAAUUUUUCUAUUACUGUUUUUUCCUUUUUUUGCAACAAAACGGAACGUUCUUAGUAAAUAAGUUAAAUGCAUUGAUCUGCUUUCCUUUUUCCUUACUUAGUCAUAUUGGAAUAUUGUAAUCUUUUCAAGGUGCUGGCUUAAUGACGGUGAAUGGCUGUAUAAAGGACCAAUCUUGGCAAUUCUCGUGGUAAGCUCAAAUUUCUUUCCCAAAUCAACUUUGAAGUCAUUGCUUGAAUGUCUUUUAAAAAGUUCAGCUUUUUUCUUCGACAAUUGAUUAUUUAUCACCGGGUGGGACAGGGGUGGAGAAUUUUAGGAGAUCUCAUAACUUUCGGGGGUAACGGAAAGGACUAAGUCGUCGCUAACAGAAGAGGAAUCAUGAGAAUAUUACAGAGCCAGGGGGUCAGGUAAAUUUAUCAUAACACAAACAAAAUCCUCCGGACCUCCCCCCCCCCCUUCCUUACCCCACCCCGGGCGAUAAAUAAUGACCAUGAAGACCUUUAUGUCUGUUUCUUUUCAGUUCUCGUUUAGCUCUUUUGAUACUUUCCUAUGUUCUGCUGCGCCGUUUCGACUUAAGUGGCUGGGUUUUGUUUUUAAGACUUUCAAUCCAAAAGUAUUCUAACAUCGAGCUUUUUCUGUUCUUCAAACGACCAAUCAGAAUUUUUUUUCAAAGUCAAACAUUUUUCAAUUUUUCAUUUCCAGGUCAAUGUUGUGAUUUUUGUAAUUCUGCUGAGAGUGAUCUUCACCAAGAUAUCGAAAAAAUAUCAGACUGAUAAUGUAGAGAAGACCAGGUAAGUUUCUUCUUUUGUUUUCUCGUUCCUGUUUCCUUUUUUUUUCAAUUUGCUAACGAUCGAGUAAAAAAGUCAGAUUUGUAUUGUAUAUUUAAUUUUUUUAAUUAGCAAUGCCUUUUAACCAGAUGCAUUUAACCAAGGUAUUCGCGAAGGACCUAUAGAAAGUGGCAAAUAUGUUUUUUCCCAAGUGCGCAUAGAGUAGGAAAUGGUGUUUAGAAGUAUUUGGGAUUAACAAAUGAACAAGUGUGUUCCUAUAACGCCUGAUUGGUAAAUGUGCUGGACUGUGGAUCUGGAGGUCUGGUUUCGAAACCUGACCGUGUAAUUUUUUUUUUGCUCCUGGGACAGACACUGAAGUCUUGCGGAGCCUCUCUCCUUUCAUGACCUUCAGAAAAAGUUGACAAAUUGCAGGGGGGGCUAACCUGCAAUGGACUGUCCAGUUGAAAAAGCAAUGCUCUCCUACAUUCCGUUUCCAGAGAAACUGGGAUAAACUUCAGCAGUGGUUCCCUGAUUCUUUGAGGGUUUGGCAGUCAAUAUUUCCCCCCCCCCUUUACACUCUAUUGGCGACAACUGAUCUUACUUCCGUUCCCGCUGAAAACCAUGUGAUACCCCCCAAAAAUUCUCCGACCCCCUUCCCCUAGUGAUCGUUCCCCUAAGGUUUCCUUUCAUCUUACAGAAAAGGAUUGAGGAGCAUCGCAGCUCUACUGCCCCUGUUGGGUGUCACGUGGCUGCUGGGGUUUUUCAUCCACUGGAGUGAAGUCCUUGCGUAUUUGUUCAUCAUACUCAACUCAACCCAGGUACGCACGGUUCUAUGUGCUCCACAGUUGCUGAUAUUGAUCAAACUUGCCUCAUUCGUGUUCCUUUUAAUUCUUAUAGGGUUUGGUGUUUUGUAUCUUCCAUGGCUUCUUGGAUGACCAGGUAUUUUCCAACUUUGCUUGUGCAGCUUUGGUGUAAGUUUGAUGCAGAAUAUCGUAUUCUAUUGUAUUCCUUGUGGCGACCCUCUGAAUUGAUGGCUUAUGCGAUAAAACCACGGCACUCAGAACUUUAAAUAGAAUUUUCUAUACUUGUUUGUUGCAGCGUUUAUUGCAGUGUCUCUUUAUUUGUUACAAUAGGUGAGAGAGAGUUUGCUCAGAUCCAUUAGAAGGACACGAUUAGGAAUGAUGACCCAAAUUGGGAGAUCAUCUAUUGUAUCAACAACUACUCAGUUGUCACCUGCAGGUAAUAGUUCUUAUUAGCUCAUUCUUGCUUUACGCUGUCUUGUACCGUGCAGAAGCGUUUGUUGCCAUAUACGUUUAGGUCGUAGAAUGUGCGUCCUCACGAGACAGAUAUAUCUAGCAGUGAAGUGUUGAAAUAAGUUUUCCAUGGGCGGGAUUUUUCACUGAACCUAUCUUUCCUUCUCUCUUUUCUUUUCACUUUUUUCCCCCUUUCUCUAUCCUUUCUUAUUCUUUUCCCUUUUCCUCUUUCCCUCUCUCUGGCUAUCUCUGGCUGUCUUUUUAAUCUCAUCCGGAUCCACCUUAUUCCAGACUAUUUUUACUCUAGGGACCGGUCAUUAUUUAUCGUCGGGGGGAAGGCGCUGGAGAAUUUUGUUUGUGUCACGAUAAAAGUUACCUGAUCCUCCAUAAGUCUCUGUUAUAUUCUCAAGAGACCCACCCACCCCACCCCACCCCCGUCCUUAUUAGCAAUUAAUUGGUAGUCAAUUUUCUAUAGCCUUCUUUAUACUCUGUUGGUGACGACCGUACCCCUGAAAACCAUAUGUUCCCUCCAAAACCCCCCCACACCUUAUACCUGCCACGUAUUUUAAUUAUUUACAGACUUGUGAUCUUUCCUCUUUUCCGAUUACUAAAUUGAAAAGAAUUUCCAUUAACGAGUGUUCCCUCUUCAAAUGUAUGUGGAACUUGGGAUUGGGUGCCGGUGGAGAAAUUACGAAUAUCAGAUCUUUCAGCAAUCUUUUUAUCAGUUCUUCUUUUCUAUGUUCAACUUUCAGAUUCGAUAAAUGACCGAGCGAACACGGGGCGACGCCCAGGGAUUGCUGGAAUGAGGCAUUUAGAUACUAAGCUUUAAUGGUGUCUCUUGAUAAAAAAAAAAAAAAAGCUCCUACUAGCUUCGUAAUAGCUAAUUCAGUUUUUUAACCUAUUUGCAAGCCUUGAUAUGAAGCUACUGGCUGCAUCGAACAAAGACAAGUUUUUUUUCCGUAGUAGUGCUGUUUAAGGAGCUCAGUUUUGUAGAAAGAACGCACCUCAGGUAAGCACACUAUAAAUUUAGUCAGUGAUAAUUAAAGAAUGUUUAAAAAAGGCAAAGUGGGACAUGAGCUAUUUCAUAAGGAAAUAAAAAACUUAUUAAUAAAAGCUUAAUGAUGUAGGAAAAUGAACAAGAAUUAUUGUAAUUAUUAGAAUCUUUUAGCUACUAACAGAGUCCAUCCACUGUACAUAUAGUGUUAAAUACUCCGUCCAACUGCUUUCAUUAAAGAUAAAGUUUUGCCUCC
Molecule: messenger RNA, 19433 nt
Organism: Pocillopora meandrina
Lineage: Eukaryota; Metazoa; Cnidaria; Anthozoa; Scleractinia; Pocilloporidae
Source: the annotation of a GenBank genome assembly